UAUGGCCCUUUGCCAACCCUUUGCAGUGCCAUGUAAAGGGGGGGGGGCUGUAUCAGCACCCGUCGUCCACUGGAUUGACCUGAUUGAGCAUCGUUUUUUUUUCUUUUUCGAUUCUUCUGUCCAGCCAUAUCAAAUACCUGCAACAUGGCCUCCGCGAUUCCCCCUCUGGUCGAAACCCUCUGACAGACUCAACAAAUAAGCCAUCGGCAGACCAGGAAUGCCACUGCUCUAAGCACAGAGUCAGCCACAUUUUUGUAAACAUGGAAGGAUUCAUCGAACCAAGACGUGGAUUGUUUUUUUUGUGGGUUAUUUUGGAUGUCGUUCAAUGCCAGGAUUAGAUUUGGCAACACCGUAUUCCCGGGAUGACAAUAGUUGACAGAGAACACACAGCCGGAACUGAUACGGUUUACCUGGCGCAUUUCCACGGCGCGAGGGCACGAGACCAUACUGUUUGUGUUGGCAGCGGCUGUGGAUACUCCCUGCGCCAGCGCACGGCGGCGGGAUGGCGGCGUCGCUACUCCAGCUGCUUCAAGUGCGAGUUGACUGUGUGGCCGAGGAAAAAAUGGCCUUGAAAGCUGGCCGACGUUUCAGUGCCGAUUAGGCAGGCGCAUUGCUUUCUUAGUCUCUUCCCCGGAGCACCCAGAAAAACAAGAGCGCCUGCCACGCAUAUUUUUCCUUGCCACCACAAAUGCAGUUGGUGGAGGUGCAAGUGAAGCAGGGCCUGCUCCGAGGGCAGCGGCUCUCCCCGCCCACCAAGAACCUCCCCGCGUUCGACGCCUUCCUGGGCGUCCCCUACGCCAAGCCGCCCGUCAAGGAGCUGCGCUUUCAGGCUCCCCAGCCGCCAGAGCCAUGGGAAGGCGCGCGGCCCGCCCUGGACCACGGCGCCGACUCCCUGCAGAACGACUUCAUGCUGCGCAAGCAGGCCGGCAGCGAGGACUGCCUCUACCUCAACGUGUACUCCCCCCAGGUGCCGUCCUCGGUGCGCACCCCCGUGGAGGGCGCGCCCUGGCCCGUCAUGGUGUGGUUCUACCCGGGCGGCUUCACCAACGGCACGUCGCACAUGAGGCAGUACGCCCCGGAGUGGCUGGUGGCCAAGGGCGUGGUGCUGGUCACCGUCACCUACCGCCUCGGCGCGCUCGGCUUCCUGUCGCUGCGCUCCUCUAAGUGCCCCGGCAACGCCGGCCUCAAGGACGCGGUGGCGUCCCUGCAGUGGGUCCGCGACAACAUCGGCGUGUUCGGCGGCGACCCUAACCGCGUGACGGUGUUCGGCUGCUCCGCGGGCGGCGCCGUCACCGAGCUCCUGCAGCUGGCGCCCGCCGCCAAGGGCCUGUUCCAGCGCGCCAUCAUGCAGAGCGCGUCCUCGCUCAACCAGUGGUGCCUCCUGGAGGCGGCCGAGGCGCGGCGCCGGGCCUUCCGCCUGGGCGAGGCGCUGGGCUGCAGCACGCAGGACGAGGACGAGCUGCUGGCCUUCCUGCAGAAAGCGCCCGCCGUCGACAUCCUGGCCAAGUCCGACUCGGUCAUCGACAUUGAAAAGGACGGGUCCAGGGGGCUCAUGUUCCCCUUCCUCCCCGUGUCCGAGGCCGGCUUGGACGUCGCCGACGCCUUCCUGGUGGACAAGCCCAGGACGCUGCUCAACGAGCGGCGGUACUUCCCGGUGCCCUCCAUUGUCGGCCUCGCGGACAUGGAAGGCAUCCUCACGCUGGAUGACUCCUUCGCCGGCAAAGCCAUAGCCAGCACCACCUCGCUGGAGGUGGCGGACGCGGACCUGGAGCGUGUCAUCCCCGCCGAGCUGGGCCUGGAGAAGGGCUCCCCGGAGAGCGUGGCGCUGGCCGACGGCAUCCGCCAGCUGUACUUCGACGGCGGCAAAGUCACGCGCAACGGCUACUGGAACCUGUACUCCGACUUGCUCUUCGCCACCGGCGUCGUGCAGGCCGCUCGCAUCCACGCCACCCAGGUGCCCGUCUACUUCUACCUGUUCUGCGUCAUGGGCAGGAACAACGUGCUCUCCACCUUCCUGAAGGCCGAGAACCCCACAGGGGCGUGCCACGGCGACGAACUCGGCUACCUGUUCGGACGACGGCCACCCUUCCCCCCGGAGCCCGAGUGGGAGCCGCACAGCCUGGAGCUCGCCACCAAGACGAGGCUCACCACCCUGUGGGCCAACUUCGCGCGGACUGGGGUGCCGACGCCGGCCGCGGACCCCGACGUGGACAACGUGGAGUGGAAGCCGCUGGCCGGCAACCCGGACACGACGGCGCCCCUGGCGCCCUACCUGGACAUCGGGGCCACGCUGUCGGUGCCACGCGCGCCCCUCUGGGAGGAGAGGGUCGCCUUCUGGGACCGGGUGUACGCCAAGCACGGCCCGAAGUAGGCGCUUCGGGCAGCACGGGGGGGUAUGCACUCGCGUAGUACCUUGUACACACACGCCCCGCAUUACGUCGUGAACGAAUUGUAGCACCUAUACACCGUAAUACACGCGUGAUACCACCGCAACUGAGCGUCCGAUCCCUAAGUGUGUGCCCCCUCGGAGCAGCAGCCGAGGUUGCGAGUGCGGUCGUGGCCGGGAAGCAACGUUCACUACUGCCAAAGAGGGAUAACUCCCGUCGGUGCUAUGUCAAGAUUUAUUGUUGUUAUACUUUUAUACUUGUUGGCAAUUUUGUGUUAGGAAAAGUAACGAUUGUAUAAUAUAAUUUUAAUCACAAAA
Molecule: messenger RNA, 2704 nt
Organism: Thrips palmi
Lineage: Eukaryota; Metazoa; Arthropoda; Insecta; Thysanoptera; Thripidae
Product: cholinesterase 2-like
Exons: 10
Coding region: 689-2371 (560 amino acids)
Source: RefSeq, a predicted model, not a curated record